AUGCCUGAUGGAUUGUUUGCCCCUAUACAGGUGGCACAUUGGCCGUUCCAGCGGAAUUGGCAGCACUUGCCAUGGGAGCCAUCACAUUUCUUUCUUGAGGUUGGUGCCAACAACCACGAGUUGGAGAGAGAGCAGCUUGAACCUUUGCUGCAGGAUGGGCCGAACGGUUUCCUGGUAAGUUUUGAGCCAUUGCUUGACAAAUACAGCUAUCUAAUAUCUUUCUCCAGCGGUGGAGGUGCUGAAAAUAAUGCAGCUGUAAACUUGGGCCUGCAGCAUCGCAGGGGUUUGGCCCUUCCGUAUGCAAUUGGUGACAAGUGCGGGGCCGAGAGCACCGCUGUGUUCCAUGUGACAUCCCUGGAUGGCUGCAGCAGCUUGCGGGCUCCCACUCCUGACUUCGAGAAGGAGAACCAAAGGGCUGGAAUCUCCGGGAUGUCCUGGCCUAGAUGGGUGGUGGAACGAUGUUCCAAUCUCCAAGAGGAACGGGUUGUUCCCUGUGCGUCCUUGGCGACUGUAAUUGGGCAAUGGCUUGCCGGUCGUCAUAUUGCUCGAAUGAAGAUUGACGCCCAGGGAAGCGACUUGGAUGUUCUUAAGUCAGCAGGACCAUACUUGGACCGCGUGCUGUAUGUCACUAUGGAGGUGCAUAGCAAGUUGGCUGCUCCAAUUUAUCAUGGACAGGCGUCGUGUGAAGAAGUCCUUCUGACGAUGAAACAACUGGGCUUCGUGUUGGCAGAUAGUAGGCGGAUCAGAUCAGCUUGCAACAUGACUAUGCCAGAAAGUGACUUGGACUUUGUGCGGCGUGAGGUGUCACCUGCGUGGCGUUCUUUCUACAAAGACUAUUCCUAUUGUCAAAUUCUCUCAGCUGCAGGGUCCUGCGGUGGUCCUCUCUGCCUCGCACCUCAAAUUCGUGCGCAGGUGAAUCGUACGGGAGCUUGUGAGGGAUUCGUCCAAGAUGUGUUGACCUUUGAGGCCGAUGCAUUGGGUAUGGUUCAUGUUUGGUUAUCUCCAGAUUGCUUGGGGAACCUUGAGAUCCGCAUGGUGAACCGGCGUGUCAUGUUCUUCGUUCACCAGGGCCUCAUCAAGCGCAAGGCGUGCUUGGCGCAGUCCAGCUUUAUUCCAUCCUCGCACGGCCCCAUGGUGCGGCUACAGGUUGGAAGGCAUGGGACAACUGCAGGUCCAUUCAAAAGCAAGCUGGUGAUUUUGGGUGGUCUCUUCACCGCUGCUGAUGAGAGUCAGUCUUUGAACACCUACCUUGAUGCCAGUGGCAGGUCCGGAAGUGGUACUGGAAGUGGCUACUGGUCUUCUGAUGCAUGGGAUCCUGAUAGCCGAGUCUACACGGGCGCUGACAUCUUCCACACCCACCGUUUGGCAGUGCAGAGUGAUGAAGCACCGCCGGCAGAGCCAUCUGAGCCACGCACAGAGGCUGAGCCAAAGAUGAGGGGUGACAGGUCGAUCUACGAGCAUGAGGUGUUGUCGCGCAUCCUCGAAUCGAUCGCGACGGUCGAUCAGCUCAACGUCAGCGGCUUGCAAGGGGUAGAGCUACUAGUUCGACGCCUGCAGGUUAUUCGUGAAGCUCACCGGAUCUCUCCAUCCAGCCCAGAUUACAGCUCCGCAGAGUUCUUCAUGGGUUGGAAGUAUCGGAAGGGUGCGCAUGGAGUUGAUCCAGACCUGGCACAUCACGUUGCUGCCGAGUUGAAGUCAGAAGCCAUGAUCCUCAAGGAGAGCCGCAAGGCCAAGGAAGAAGCGCAAGCGCGCCGCCGAAACCCCGGUGACAAGAAGGGGGGGAGGCGGCGGAGAUCAAAAGUGAUGAGUGGCAUGGGUGGCGCUGAUUCGGCGGGGGCUGUUCAAGAGCUUCUGCAAUGCGACUCCUCCUACUCCCAGGAGGAUUUUGUCAGCACAGUGCGCCCCUAUCAGCGAGACUUGAUUUCCCUCCCUGAGACCGGCGACGAUCCCGUUUCGUUGGACCAGGUUUUGGAUGAGCAUGGACAAGUUCUUGGUGAUCCCCUGCGGUCUAUGCUCCUUUCGGAUGAGGAGUGGGGUGAAGUGCUGGAGAAGGGUGAAUUGGUUAGACCGUACAUGGAUGAAUGCAUCCCGGAGGGCUCCACCCUCUACCUGGCCCAAUCCGACAUCAAGGACUAUUUUUAUAGCUUAGCUCUACCACAAGAUCUACAAAGCCUCUUCUGUUUGCCUGCUAUCGCCAAGUCCGCUAUGCAGGACUGGGCCUUGGAUCUGGAUCAGGUGGACUGCGAUGCCGAAGGUAUUGAUGAACAACGUGUUCAACAAGUUAAGAACAAGAUCGUUGAUAGGCUUCGUGAGAUAGGUUUUCGAGUACAUGAAGAGUUGGAAGCAUGUAGCAUAGGACAAAGCCCCGGCUUCCUCGUCGAUGGCGCCAAAGGUGUGGUGACGCCCAUUCCGGAGAGGGUGCACAAGGUCAGAUUGGCGCUUGACUGGUUGGCGAGGCAGCCCUGGGUAACUGGGAAACAGGUUGAACGACUCAUUGGGCACUGUGUUCACUUCAUGCUCCUACGUGGAGAACUCCUGUCGAUUUUUAGGGCCAUGUACGACUUUGUUCAAAAGAGCUAUUUGCAAAAACGUCCUCUUUUUGCCUCAGCUGCGAGAGAAGCUAAGUGGGCAUCAGCUUUGUUGGGGCUUUGCAGUGUUGAUUUGAGGAAGGAUUGGUGCGAGCGGAUCACAGCGAGUGAUGCUUCGUUGUCAGGUGUUGCGGUGUGCUGUCGUGAGCUCCCUCGAGAUGAGGUAGCCGCGAUAGGAUCACAACGUGAGCCCUGGCGAUACAAGUACAAAGAGCUGCCCCCACCUCGAGAAGCCGCCUUGAGUUUUGGUGACCCUUUCUCAGACCCUUCAACUGUGAAACCCUUGAAACAUGGACUUGAACAACCCGAUCCCUUCGAGUUGAAUGAGAAGUUCAUUGAAGUGCCCCAAAACGUCUUGCAACCCGAGCUGUGGCAUGAGGUAUUUGCUGUGCACAUGAAGUAUCCGGAACAUAUUACAUUGCUGGAAUCUAGAGGUGUUGCGAUUUCUUUGAAGCACAAAUUCAGGUCUGUGCAACAUUUUGGAAAAAGACAUUUGCAUCUGGGUGAUAACAUGGGCGUGAUCCUCAUGAUUGCAAAGGGACGCUCGAGCUCUUUUUACAUGUUGAAGUGGUGUAGGCGCCUCUGUGCUCUUUUGCUAUGUACUGAUUCUGUGCUUUCGCCCCGGUGGAUUCCCUCUGAGUUGAACGUGGCCGACAAAGGGUCGCGACGGUGGGAACCCCACAGAAAGAAGGAUGCUGCUGGCCGAGCCUGGGAGAAGAGCAAGCUCGAAAGGGUUGAUGAAUUUUGCUACCCAACCCGAGCUAGCGGACCAGACCCUCGACAAGUUGCAAGCAGUACCAAGCAGGAAGCACCUCCUGCAAACGUGCGCAAAACCCACUUCGACAAGAAGCCGGCAGACAAGGCCAAGACUCGAGCGGAGAUUGUGAGACAGAGAUCAGAUCCUCCUCGCUUCAAGGGCCAGACGAACCUAGAACGACUAGCGGUCUCGGAGGCCGUAGCAAGGGACCACACCAGAAGGAUCAACGAUCUGAGAUUCUUUGCGAGACAGAACAGGAUUUCCCUUCGAAGCGCGAAGAACUUGGACGAGGCCUGCGCUUUGUUUCUGAACAACAUUUUCGAGCAGGGCGUAGAGCUCCACGAGGGCUCAAAAUUUGUGGCAGCAGUCAAAGACGCGUUCCCAGAAUUUGGCCACAAGUCAGCCUUGCCUCGAAUGGUCAGAGCACUUCAGGGCUGGACAAAGAUCGAUCCGCAAAAGACAAGACCACCUCUCCCUUGGGAGUUGGUCGCCGGCAUUGCAAUGAAGAUGCGAGCACGAAGGCGGCAACGUGCGGCCUUAGCAGUGUUGACCAUGUUUUCGGCCUACCUGAGGCGGGGUGACAGUGCCUCAUACUGGGGUGCUAUGGAUGGCUUGGAUGAGGUCCGCUCCAUGGACCUGGGCAUUGGGAAUAUCUCUUUGGCCCGCUCCCCGCCAGCUAAAAAGGUAUCAUUCGAUGGGCCGCAGCAAGCUGCAUCACAAGCACCGCAACAUGCUCACCCACAGUUGCAGCACCAGGGCAGUUCUGAGUAUUGGACCUCCGGCAACUGGGACUUUGUGGAGAAAAUUGAUGUAGAUGUUCUUGACACACCAUCUACCCAAAGCGGCGGAGGGAGAAGCCUUCCGCGCAAGGAUAGCAAUGCCUACUGGGAUGCAGAGCAAUGGGACCCCGAUGAGAGGGUCUAUGUUGGAGCAGAGGCCGGGCAGACCAAUCACCUCACGGCGGUGAUCCAAAGCGAUGACAAGCUGAUUCGUGCAUGGGCCGGGGGCCUUUCGUGCCCUGGCUCAUUCUCUGGACCUGUCGACAUUCUGAAGGCCCUGGAGUGGAAGGGUGCUGAGACUCCUGAGUUGCAAGAUCUUUACGACGUCACGGCCGAGUCGGUGGGCUUCGGAAGCUUCGGGAUCGUGCGGAAGGCGACCCAUCGGGAAACCGACACGCACUGUGUGGUCAAGAGCUUGAAGAAAUCACAGAGUGGCUCUAGCUACAAAUCUCAGGUGGAUGGUGGACUCUAUGAUGAACUUAUGUCUAUGUCGGUUCAUUCUCCGUAUGCUGGGAUUGUGAAAUACAUGGACCUGCUUGAGAGCGCAGACCACUACUAUGUUGUCAUGGAAGACCUUCAGGGCCCAGAACUCCUCGAGCAAAUGGAGAGGCUUUUCCCAGUGACCGAAGCUCACUGUCAGGGUGUUAUGCGCGAAGUCUUAAUGUCGCUGGCGCACAUCCAUGACAAAGUGAAGGUGUGCCACCGCGAUAUCAAGCUUGACAACUUUCGAUACCGAAGUGUAGAGCCUGGCUCUCCCUUGGUUCUUUUGGAUUUCGGCUUCCUUGCUCGGUUGGACAAGCCGUGGGACGGCAAAAAGUGUGGCACACGAAUGUACAUGGCUCCAGAGGUCAUUGCAGAUGCAGUCGAGCAACCAUACUUGGCUGCGAUCGACAUGUGGUCUGUUGGAGUCAUUUUGUAUACUCUCUUCACAGGAGACUGCCCGGUCCAACCGGAGGAGAUGCAGACUUUGGGCACCAGAAGCCAUGAAGCUCAGGAGCUCUUGGCAAAGGCUUGGCAAGACGAAAGAUAG
Messenger RNA from Durusdinium trenchii, 5154 nucleotides. Lineage: Eukaryota; Dinophyceae; Suessiales; Symbiodiniaceae. The record is from the annotation of a GenBank genome assembly.